UUCAUCUCAUCCACCAGAAAAGGCGCCGAGCUUGGUUAAGGAAACGUGGUGCAGAUCAAUUAAACGCAUUGACUCACGUUGACAUAGAGGAUGUCCGUCGACAACUUCCGGCGCAGCUUAUCCUCUGUUUUGAGACUGACAGCUCACUACUGCAGUCCGUUUGUUGACGGGGAUACUUAAGAACUUUCCGGGGCUAGUUAGCGCAAUCACGCGGGGGUCAAGCUUAGUCUCAUCUCAUCUCAUCUCAUCUCUCUUCUCUCUCAUCUUUCCCCCAAACCCUUGCUCAGCAAAGCACUGCCAUGGAUGGAGAUCCUCAGCUUCAGCCCGACCCAUCCGGCCCAACCUCGCCGGCGAAAUCGCCCGCCCGGCGACGCAGACCGCCCUUGUCUUGCACCAUCUGUCGGCGCCGCAAGCUGAAAUGCGACCGCGCGCUGCCAUGCGGCCAAUGCCUCAAGUCCAAGACCCCCGAUCAAUGCAUCUACGUCGGACACCAACCUCCCAAGUCCGACGCACGGCGCGGGGAGAAUACCCCCUCGGAUCGCGCGCGGGCAUCCGCCACCAACAGUCGCGCCAGUCCCGCUCACGGCGGGUUGUAUGUGUUCGACUCCAAGCAUCAUCAUCAGUCGUCGGCGAACAAGAUCACGAAGCCCAAGGCGCGCUCCGAUGAGCUGCACGAGCUGCGCAACCGGGUGCAGUUCCUGGAGGCCGCGCUCUCCAAGACGGGUCCCAUCCACACCCCCGAGAGCCUGGGGUAUGACGCCCCGUCGGAGGCGGCGGGGCGCGUCGUCGCCCCAGAGGCCCAGAAUCUCACGGACGACGUCAAGGAGCUAUCAUCGCGAUCGUGCUUCCGUGGGAAGAAGAGUCGGACACGCUACUGUGGACGCUGCCAUUCAGCCGUCACUCUGGCUUUUUUCGAUGAUGUCUCUGUCUUCAUGAGAGGGCAGCGCAGUAGCUUGAAGCGCAAUCCGGACUACAAGAACUUCAAGAGUUUUAAAGGCGAAAUGUGGGCCCGCGAGCGGCAGGACCACCAACGGGCCUUUCGCAAUAAGUCUUGGAAUCUGGAGGAGAUGGUCCCGCCGCGCCAUGUUGCUGACGAGCUGGUGAACCUGUACCUGUCAACCUUUGAGAUGACCUACCGCAUCUUACACGUGCCGACUUUCCUGGAGCAGUAUGAGGCUUACUGGACAGCGUCGGGCCCACGAGACCGGUGCUUUGUUGCGAAACUCCUAGCCCUGAUGGCUGCCAGCAGUUGCUUUCUUAGUCCGACGGCAAAGAUCGAUGGUCGAGAAAAGCUGCACGAUGCCGCCGCAGAAUGGAUCGCAGGGGUCCGCUCCUGGAUUGCCCUGACCCUGGUCAGCUCGACCAUAGAUUUCAAUAUCUUGCAGAUCGAGUGCCUGAUUCUCAUUGCACGCCAAGCGGAUGCUAUUGACGGAGACAUUGUUUGGAUCUCUUCCGGCUCCCUCAUUCGUAUUGCGAUGACAAUGGGCCUGCAUCGAAGUCCCUACCGAUUUCACAAAAUGACCAAAUUCUGGGCCGAGAUGCGGCGCCGGCUCUGGGCCACGAUUGUGGAGCUGGACUUGCAAUCGUCGAUCGACAAGGGAAUGCCGCCCAACAUCGACCUAGAGGAAUUCGACUGCGAGGCCCCGUCGAAUCUCGAUGACUCUCAACUCACAGAAUACAUGACGGACGACCCUGUCCCAAAGGAUCUGGGGACCUUCACCCGCAGCACCUUUCAAGUUCUACUGCACCAGACCCUGCCGCUGCGGGUGCACAUCGCCAAAGCCAUCAACACACUGAAAUUCACCCUCUCCUACGAUGAAGCACUGCGCCUGAGCGAGGAGAUCAAUCAAUCCAUGCAAGAGGGAGCCGGCAUAUUCCAUCGCAUGGGAGCGGCCAUGUCCGCCCCGGUUGGCCAGGACCCUUCCUUCGCACAGUCCAUGCUGGUAUUCCUGAUGCGUCGAUCGCUGCUCGUGCUCAACCGCCCGUUCGCCCUCAGCAUCCUCCGGACCCCAAAGUUCUCCUACUCGCGCAAGAUCUGCCUGGAAUCGGCGCUGCAAAUGCUCUCGUACCUCGAGCCCUCGACGGAGACGCAGCAGGCGCUGCCUCAGCUGGCGCAGCUCAGCGGCGGGAUGUUUCGCGAUGAGUUCCUCCAUGCGGCCCUGACGGUGUGCGUGGAGCUGUACCUGCAGUCGUGCGAGUUCAGCCUCCCGCAGUCCUUGCCCAUGGGCCCGUCCAGUACGUUGACAUCCUUCAAUGAUCUCGUCCGAUCGCAGCAGGAAGUGAUGCUGCAGGCGGUGCAGCGGACGAUCGACACCUUUGGCAGCCGGAUGGGUCCCAGCGGCAAGGGCUGCAAGGCGUUUUUCUUUCUCACCAUGGUGUUGGCGUCUGUCAAGGCGCGGAUCAACGGGCAGGACCCGCAGAAGGUGAUUGAGCAGGAUGUCGCGGUUUGCAUGCGGCAGUGCGAGCAAGUGAUGCGGGGGACGCCGUGGGCGGCGGUCUGCGAUCAGACAGGCAGUUCCGCGAUGCCCGCUACCGCUACCGGCCAACCGUCGUUGGAUGCUACAGUCCCGGUCGACACCUUUGACCCUGCCUCGUUCGGGCUGGAUGCGCCGCUUGAUUUCGGAAACCUGUUUGACAUGGCGGAUUUCGGGGCAUCGGAGCUGUGGGAUCGAGAUUUCUUUGCCAGCUUUUAGUUCUGGGAUGGUGGCGUUUGCGGUGGGUUCCGGGUAGUACACAUUAACACUAAUGACACUCUUAAUUAGUUUAUUCUUAUGAUGGGUUUGGGUAUCACGACUACUCUUCUCAAUGAACAUAUAUACCAUAUGGCGCUUAGCAUCCAU
This is a messenger RNA of Aspergillus aculeatus ATCC 16872, 2840 nucleotides long. RefSeq names its product putative C6 transcription factor. Gene Ontology annotation, molecular function: DNA-binding transcription activator activity, RNA polymerase II-specific; zinc ion binding; RNA polymerase II cis-regulatory region sequence-specific DNA binding. Lineage: Eukaryota; Fungi; Ascomycota; Eurotiomycetes; Eurotiales; Aspergillaceae. The transcript has 4 exons. Bases 300 to 2693 code for a protein of 797 amino acids. Gene Ontology annotation, cellular component: nucleus. Gene Ontology annotation, biological process: DNA-templated transcription; regulation of transcription by RNA polymerase II. The record is from RefSeq and is a predicted model, not a curated record.